UGUAGGCGCGAUGUACCCCACGCCUCUGUACUCUCACGUGGGGCGUGGGCCUUUCUCCGAGGUGUACGAGCCCGCUGAAGACUCUUUCCUUUUGAUUGACGCCCUGGAGCAGGAUGCUGAUAGGCUUCAGCAGAGCAGACCUGUUGUGUGUCUAGAGGUGGGCAGCGGCUCUGGUGUGAUCUCGGCAUUCCUGGGAAGUGUGAUCGGGCCUGAGGCAGUUUAUCUUUGCACAGAUGUGAAUGUGGCGGCAGCUCAGUGCACGCUGGAGACUUCUCGCUGUAAUCACCUCAGUCUUCAGCCAGUCGUCACAGAUUUGGUGGACUGUCUUUUGCCCAGACUGAGUGGAAAAGUUGACAUUCUUCUUUUCAACCCUCCAUAUGUAGUCACUCCAUCAGAAGAGGUAGGCAGUAAAGGUAUCGAGGCCUCCUGGGCUGGUGGUAAACGGGGCCGAGAGGUGAUGGACAGGUUUUUCCCCAUGGUUCCCCAACUACUGUCCAAUCAGGGACUAUUUUACCUUGUAACUGUGUCAGAUAAUGACCCAGAGGAGAUUCUUGCACUGCUUGGUGAACAGGGAUUGCAUGGGGAGGUAUGUCUAUCUCGUCAGGCUGGGAGAGAGAGACUGUCAAUCCUUCGCUUCAGCAAGUGUAAAACGUCACCUUGA
Molecule: messenger RNA, 661 nt
Organism: Chanos chanos (milkfish)
Lineage: Eukaryota; Metazoa; Chordata; Actinopteri; Gonorynchiformes; Chanidae
Gene: hemk2
Product: HemK methyltransferase 2, ETF1 glutamine and histone H4 lysine
Exons: 6
Coding region: 11-661 (216 amino acids)
Biological process (GO): methylation
Cellular component (GO): eRF1 methyltransferase complex
Molecular function (GO): protein methyltransferase activity; nucleic acid binding; S-adenosylmethionine-dependent methyltransferase activity
Source: RefSeq, a predicted model, not a curated record